AUGAGUUCAUCAUCACCCGCUUAUUACGAUGAAGAAAUUGAAGAGAUUUGCAAGGAAAUAUCAAAGAAAAUAGUAAAGGUGAAUAAGGGAGCAGUGGAUGGCAAGAAGCAGGCAUUCUUUGAUGAAAUAGAUAAAGAUAUGGAGAGGGCGAAGAAGGCUUUCAAAAACAUGUAUAGGCUUGUAAGGAAAGAAGGAGUUGAUCAAACAUGGAAGAAGAAACUCUCUCAACACCAAAACGAAAUCCGAAAACUUGAACAAAAUCUUGCCACAGCGAAGGAUAAAUCUACUAAGGAUGAGCUUCUGGGAACAUCCUCUUCUGCUGGUAAUGAAAAGAAGAAAGAUCCUUCCAAAAAGAAACGUCGGGAGGAAGAUGAUGAGGUCGUGGAAGUUGUAGCCUCCGAGAAGGUUCAACAAAACAAAUCCCGUAAUGAUCAACUUGCAGAUGAGUUAUUCAAAGAAAUUUAUGAAACACAAGGUGAUUCUUUGGAUAUAGUGAAGAGGCUGAUUGAUAAGGCAGACGAAACGAAAACAAUUGCUGCAGAGUCCAUGGAAAUAUUAAAGAGACAACGAGAACAGUUAGAAAAGAUUGAUAAGGAAAUGGAUGAGCUGGGAAGUAACAUCAAGAGAGGAUCCAAUGAAAUUAAAAGCUUUAUGAGAAGACUGGCCACAGACAAGCUCAUCAUGAUUUUGAUUUUACUGGUUGUGCUUGCAGUAUUAGGCAUAAUUAUUUGGCGAAUUGUAGACUAUGUCAUUAAGAAGGUAUCCCCUCCAUCGAACGACAAUAAUAACAACAAUGGAAAGGUAACACCUUCCCAGAGUCCAAAACCUGCAAGUUAUUAA
This is a messenger RNA of Naegleria lovaniensis, 840 nucleotides long. RefSeq lists its product as uncharacterized. Gene Ontology annotation, biological process: vesicle fusion. Gene Ontology annotation, molecular function: SNARE binding; SNAP receptor activity. Gene Ontology annotation, cellular component: late endosome membrane; endoplasmic reticulum membrane; SNARE complex. The transcript has a single exon. NCBI's taxonomy places the organism in Eukaryota, Heterolobosea, Eutetramitea, Acrasida, Naegleriidae. The coding region runs from base 1 to 840 and encodes 279 amino acids. The record is from RefSeq and is a predicted model, not a curated record.